Emiliania huxleyi CCMP1516 is the source of this 1080-nucleotide messenger RNA. RefSeq lists its product as hypothetical. Lineage: Eukaryota; Haptophyta; Isochrysidales; Noelaerhabdaceae. The transcript is spliced from 2 exons. The record is from RefSeq and is a predicted model, not a curated record. The coding region runs from base 1 to 1080 and encodes 359 amino acids.
AUGCUGAGCUCCGCCGUGCUGCGCCGCGCUGCGAUCGCGAGCCUGCACAGGGCGGCGACCUGCGAGCAGCUUCGCCGUGCGCAUUGGUGGAAGCGGUCGGAGAGACGGCGUCAGGAGCUGGCGGAGAGAGCCAAAUGGCUGUUUGCAGAGGCAGGCCUGCUCGCCCUCCUCUGGCGCGCAUAUCUCGUCGUUCGCACGCCAGCAGGUGCGGCCGUCGUGGCGUCCACGUUUGGCCUCGGCGGCUAUCACUACAGCCUCGACGACGGGUCGAUGCCAUCGCCACCUCUCGAGCCGAAGCCUCUCCCACAGUCGGCCGCGGAAGCAGAGGGCAGCAUCCCGCUUCCCAGGGCGUGGCGUCAUCGCGAUUUUACCGACGUGCGCUGCCAUCGCGUCGAUAUCUCAAGCGACGAGAGCCUGCGGAGAGCACUGGAGGACGAGCUCAAUGCGGCCGCGCACGGGUCCUGUUUGGCCGAUGACGCGGCCGUCUUCAUCGUCGCCUCUGUUGAGAGGGUGGAGAACCUGGCGUUGUGGAAGGCGUACUGGCACGGCAAGCGUGAGAUGACCGACGCGCAUCAUGCCCAUCAAAUCAGGGUCAAGGCUUUGGCCCCGCCGGCGAAGGUAUCGCUCUCGUGCCUCGACGACGACCACGUGCCACUCGAGCCGAGCCUGAACGAGUGCCGCCUCUUCCACGGCACCGACGCCGCGACGGCCGCGCUCCUGUCGGAGCUCGACUUUGACGAGCGGGCUGCCGAGUACGCGCCGGCCGAGGAGCGGGGCGCUGCCGGGCCGCCGCUGCAGACCCUGCUCGUCGUGCGCGCGGCGCUCGGCGACCCGGCCUACCUCUCGCACGCGUUCAAGAAUGCCAGGCGGCCGCCCGAGCGUGGCGACGCCUUUACGCGCGGCACAACCUACGACAGCGUCGUCGCCACGACGGUGGACACGCGCGUCGGCUACGGCCCGCUGAUGGACUCGGGCGAGGCGACGGGGGAGGAGCACCGCGAGAUCGUCUUGUACGACCACCGCCACGUGUACCCCGAGUAUAUCGUGCGCUUCCGCCGCGGCAAGUAUCGAGGCAAGUAG